Messenger RNA from Rhinopithecus roxellana (golden snub-nosed monkey), 2932 nucleotides. RefSeq names its product KIAA0895 like (gene MATCAP1). The coding region runs from base 365 to 1780 and encodes 471 amino acids. The transcript is spliced from 7 exons. The record is from RefSeq and is a predicted model, not a curated record. NCBI's taxonomy places the organism in Eukaryota, Metazoa, Chordata, Mammalia, Primates, Cercopithecidae.
CCUUCAUUCAUUAUGCACCUAGUGCUGGGUGCUUGGUACAGGGGGUUGAAUCAGACCCCGUUCCUGCCUUCGGGGAGUUCAGGGGAUGGUGAGAACACGGACCUAGGCUCCGACAGUGACAGCUCUGAGUAAAGAAGUCGCCGAAGCAGUGGGACACUAGACGCGGGGAAGGCUUCCUGGAGGAAGUGAGGCCUAAACUGAGCCUUGAAGAAUGGUUGAGUUUGCUCCAGGAAUAUAUUGCAAAGGCAUUCUUGGCGGAAGGACCUGAGACGUGAAAGAAACAGGCGUAUUCUGGUAAUUUCGAGGAGAGGUCGACAGUGUUGGGAGUUGGAGUGACCCGGCUGGAUGUGACCCCCAAGACAGAAUGGUGCUGGACUCCGGGGCUCAGGCAUAUGAUCAGGCACCCCCCAGCCCGCCUACCAGUCCCCCAUCCCUGCGCCAUAGGCUGAAGCCCUCAGACCGAGAUGGGCCACCACUGUACCCCUGGUCUCAGUCCCUGGCCUUGCCUCUGGCUCUGGCAGUCCCCCCAGCACUGCAGCCCCAGCCUGAGCAGCAGCCCUUCUCACAGAUGCACCUGGGCCACCGUGGCCACAUGCGUCGCAGUGAGAGCACCUACUCUGUAAAUAGUACUGGCCGGCGGGGACGUGGCACCCUGGGACGGCCUCCACCUGGACGGGGACAGAACCCAGGCGGGGGCACCCUGCGGCCUGCAGCCUCCCUGCCUCACAUUGCUAAAACUCAAAGGGAUGCAGGCCAUAGUGCCAGCAAGAACCCCUGCAUGUUGGUGGCCCUGCGGCCAACCAAUAUGGACCGUGAGCGGGACAAGUUCUUCCAGUCCCAUUACACCUACAAUCCACAGUUCGAGUACCAGGAGCCCAUGCCCACAGCUGUGUUGGAGAAGUACUGCGAGGCCUCUGGACAGUUCAUCCAUCAGGCAGUUGGCAUCAUUGAGGCUGUUCUGGAGAAGUUUGGAACCUAUGAACACUUUGAGGCUGCCACCGGGGGGCAGCUGCUCACCAAGUGCCAGAUAUGGUCCAUUGUGCGCAAAUACAUGCAGAAGGAGGGCUGCGUCGGGGAGGUUGUGGUGCAGCUGAGUGAGGACCUGCUGUCCCAGGCAGUGAUGAUGGUGGAGAACAGCCGGCCCACAUUGGCGAUCAACCUGACCGGAGCCCGCCAGUACUGGUUGGAGGGCAUGCUGCGGCAUGAGAUAGGCACCCAUUACCUGCGGGGCGUGAACAACGCGCGCCAGCCGUGGCACAAUGCGGAGGGCCGGCUGCGGUACGGGCUGCGGCCGGCGAACCCCACGGAGGAGGGCCUGGCCAGCCUACACAGCGUGCUGUUCCGCAAGCAGCCGUUCUUGUGGCGCGCUGCGCUGCUCUACUACACGAUCCACCGCGCCGCGCGCAUGUCCUUCCGUCAGCUCUUCCAGGACCUGGCGCGCUACGUGCAGGACGCCGACGUGCGCUGGGAGUACUGCGUGCGCGCCAAGCGCGGCCAGACCGACACCUCGCUGCCAGGUUGUUUCAGCAAGGACCAGGUGUACCUGGACGGCAUCGUGCGCAUUCUGAGACAUCGCCAAACCAUCGAUUUCCCGCUGCUGACCUCACUGGGCAAGGUAUCCUAUGAGGAUGUGGACCACCUGCGGCCCCAUGGGGUGCUGGAUAAUACCCGGGUGCCCCACUUCAUGCAGGACUUGGCACGCUACCGGCAGCAGCUGGAGCACAUCAUGGCCACCAACCGGCUGGAUGAGGCAGAGCUGGGUCGCCUGCUACCCGACUGAUGUCCGUUGAGGGCUGCAGACAGAGGCCCUGGACAGAAGCUCCAGAUAGGCCCCCAGAACAUGAAGCUGUUUGCUCCAUGCUUCCACGGCCUGGGUGUUUAUUGGGGGUGUUGGGAGGGCAGGAGCAUUCCUUGAGGAGGAGUGGCAACAUCAAAGGGUUUGUGUCCCUUGCUAGCCUCCCUGGGGCCUGGGGACCUGCAACAGCAUGUCUGGCAAACUGAGUCCCCCUCCUGCCUCCAGCUCUCUGUUGAGCAGAGGGAAGGCAUGGGGACAGGAAGGGAGCUGAGCAUUGAUGGGGAUGGGGGUGGUUUGGGAAUAGAAACUUGUUCUUGCAUGAGACGGCUUGGUUGUCCCGGUACUCCAGUCUCCCUCCCUCACCUGGCCCCUUGGUGCUCUUUCAGCAGUCGUGCUGUCUACCUCUCACUGGGUCCUGGUAGGGGUUGGGAUCUCUUCUCCCGGGGUGAUUGAUGGCCUGAGCCUGGGGUCCUGGUAGUAGAGACCCAGCUGGUCUGGGGUCUGCUUUCUGACAUUUUGCCUCUGUCACUGGUCAUGUAUUUAUUCCAUAUUUAUAUGGUCUACUUCCUGUGACUGGGAGCAGCAGCUCCUGAAGGUUUUGUGGGCAGGGGAACAGGACAUUCCUUCCUAGAAGGCACCAAUUUUCCCAGCCCCACUCCCAUUACACACACACACACACACAUACAGUGAUUCAGGCCUUGAGAGUCAAGCCCAAGAGCUCCCUUGGCCCUGUCCCCACUCCCUCCACUGGCCUCUGCUGUUCCUGUCCUUGCUCACACCCUUACAUCUGGUCUCUGGCAGAGGUUGGCAUAGCCUAGGAGCAGCUGCAAUUGCGCCUGAGGGACAGGCCCUAGAGUUUGGUGGCCCAAGUCCUGAACCCCUCUUGGACCAGGUGAGGUGCAGAGGUGGUUGCUGCUUCCAGUUUCCCUUCAGACUUAGCUGUAUGAGCCCCACUCCUAUCCUUUGGCCUUAGUUUUCCCAUCUGUAAAACUCAGAAACACAGUUGGAAAGUCCUUGUUCAUUUAGUCAGUGAAUAUAUUAUAAUAUGUAUAGAGCUCCUUUUGUGUAAGUUACUGGUCAGAGUCCUCACUGAGCUCCCAGUCCAGAGGGAAGCCAGACAAUUAAAACAGUAAUGAC